CACUUACAUCUCUCAACUUCAAAGCAUCUUAUUUGAGAAUACAUCUUGUCUCUUCUAUACCGAAGUCCUCAACUACCUAUCUCCAAAAUGACAACCUUGAACUAUCUCCCUUCAGUCAAGCCCUCUGCAAUUGCGGCAGGUGCUCUUUUCACCCACACUGCUUCCCUCGGCAUUCUCGCGCCCGUAUUCGGCGAUACCUAUCAUCGUGCCCAAGCAGCCAAUUCCAAGGAAGAGUUCCUCAAAUCUAAAGAGGCUGCUGGUGCAGUAGCAGCCUGGGGUACCUCCUUGGUUGGAAGCUCUGUCCAAACAUAUGGAGUAGCAGCUCUGAUCAACGCCACGGGUACUUUGAGCUACAAGGGAGCGGCUUAUCUUGGGAGCUUGAUCUUUAUGGCCAGCGCAGCCCCCGGUGUUGUGAGCCAGGUCUUUGCCGAAAAGAGACCCCUUGACACUGUUGCCGUUGGUGCAGUCAGUAGGUUGUUUGAAACAGUGGGACUCAGCCUCUUCCUUACUUGGUGGGGUACCCGCACGAAUCCAUUUUCUAGCACCUAUUAA
Molecule: messenger RNA, 552 nt
Organism: Aspergillus vadensis CBS 113365
Lineage: Eukaryota; Fungi; Ascomycota; Eurotiomycetes; Eurotiales; Aspergillaceae
Product: DUF1761 domain-containing protein
Exons: 3
Coding region: 88-552 (154 amino acids)
Source: RefSeq, a predicted model, not a curated record